Molecule: messenger RNA, 412 nt
Organism: Micropterus salmoides (largemouth bass)
Lineage: Eukaryota; Metazoa; Chordata; Actinopteri; Centrarchiformes; Centrarchidae
Gene: dcp1a
Product: decapping mRNA 1A
Biological process (GO): deadenylation-independent decapping of nuclear-transcribed mRNA; positive regulation of catalytic activity; deadenylation-dependent decapping of nuclear-transcribed mRNA
Cellular component (GO): P-body
Molecular function (GO): enzyme activator activity; mRNA binding
Source: RefSeq, a predicted model, not a curated record
GUCCGCAGAAAUCCGUCCGUGCGGGAGCAACAAUCACAUCCAAAAUGGAGACCGUAAAUUCCGGACAUAUGAUGAGCUUAGCAGCUCUACAGAGACAAGACCCGUACAUUAAUAAACUGCUCGAUGUUACCGGCCAGGUGGCUCUCUACAACUUCAACUCCAAAGCGAACGAAUGGGAGAAGACCGAAAUCGAGGGCACCUUGUUUGUUUAUGCUAGGUCUGCCUCACCUCGUCAUGGCUUCACCAUUAUGAACCGACUGAGCACAGAGAACCUGGUGGAGCCGAUCAACAAAGACCUGGAGUUCCAGCUGCAGGAUCCCUUCCUGCUCUAUAGGAACGGAAACUUGGGUAUCUACAGUAUUUGGUUCUAUGACAAGAGGGACUGUCAACGCAUUGCUCAGCUGAUGGUCAA